UCCGGGUGGCAGGUGACAGGUACAUGUUGUUUAGCUGCGGGUCAAAUUAAGCAGGGACAAACAUUCCUCCCUUAAAUCGUUUCUCCCGUUAUUUUACCGGGACGUGAAUGUGUUUGGUUUGAUGACCUGUGAUAUCCGUUAGCCGGAUCUCAGUCCUCAGUCGCCGUCCUCCAGCAGUUUGCCCAGCCACCGACCUCUGAUGGCCUCCAGGCGGCCGGACAGCUUUGAAGGGAUCGGCUACCGCCUCCGCGAAGACCCGCUGUACGGAGCGAGCUACCCGGUCAGAAGCGCAGGAGGCCCGGCGGAGCUGCAGCACCACCACUGGGUCACGACGCCGCCGGACAUCCCCGGUAGCCGCAACCUGCACCACGGAGAGCGGACACCUCAUUACGACGAGCCGCUGGGAGAGCCUGGAGGUCCUGGAGACGCAGCCGGCUGGGAUGCUCCGCAGCCGGGCAUACCACCAGCUGAGCAACUAAACCGAUUUGCAGGCUUUGGGAUUGGACUCGUCAGUCUGUUCACUGAGAACGUCCUCGCUCACCCCUGCAUCGUCUUCCGCAGACAGUGUCAGGUGAACUACCAUGCCCGCUGUUAUCACCUGACUCCUUUCAGCUCCGUCGCCGUCAUGUACACCAUCACCAAGGCUCAGGGUGUGAAGGCUCUGUGGAAGGGGAUGGGCAGCACCUUCAUCGUUCACGGCAUCACGCUGGGAGCCGAGGGCAUCAUCAGCGAGGUCACACCGUUACCACGGGAACUUCCUCACAGGUGGACGUGGAAGCAGCUGGCUGGACAUUUACUUCUGAAGGGGUUAACAGCUGUGGUGGCUCUUCCGUUUUACUGCGCCAGCCUCAUCGAGACUGUCCAGAGCGAGAUCGUCCGCGACGACUCGUCCUCCGGUCUGCUGGACUGCGUCCGUGAAGGUUUGACUCGGCUGUUGGGCGUCGGAGCGCCUCACAGCCGUCGCCUGCUUCCUCUCGGCUCUCUGCUGCUUCCCGUCGCGCUGCACUCCGUCCUGCGAUACGCCAUCGCCGCCUCCGUCCAGCGGGCGGCGCUGUGGCUGCACCAGCGGGGCAGAAAGCAGCGAGCCGACCCGAACAACCUUCUGGACGCCUACUUCCCUGAGCUGGUGGCGGCGUGGGCGGGGUCUCUGGUGGCCGACGUCGCGCUGUUUCCUCUGGAGACGGCGCUGCACCGCCUCGGCCUGCAGGGCACGCGCACCAUCAUCGACGCCACUGACGGCGUGGUCGCCGUGGGAAACGGCGGCAGCCCGCUGGUCCUGCCCGUCAACACGCAGUACGACGGCUUCUCCGACUGCCUCCACGCCAUCCGCCGCAAGGAGGGCGUAGCCGGGUUUUACCGCGGCUUCGGAGCACUGGCGGCGCAGUACGCGCUGCAUGGAGCACUGCUGGCUGCAGCCAGGACACUACUGAGGCUGCUGCUGCUGGAGGGGGGCGGCAGCUAGAGCCUGCAUCAACAUGGAGACCACGCAGGAAGUACAGGAAGUGAUGCUUCUGUCUUCUCCAGUUUUCCCAGUGAGCACACCAAAGUUUCUUAAGUGGAAAACUCCAGCUCGUGUUUAGCCUAGCUUAGCAUAAAGACUGGAAGCAGGUGGAAAGUGUUAGCCUAGCUCCAACAAAACAUCACAAUCUAUACAUGUAACUCUCAAAUGUUGUGUCACCUCUUGAUGUCACUUCCUGCCUUCGAACAAAAUGUUGUGGUGGUCGUGUGUCACCAUGGAAAUGCAGUGUCACUUCCUGUUCCAGUAUAAAAGCAUGAACUCAUGAUCCUGUGUUAGUAAUAAUUCUCUCUUUGUGUUUCAUUGCUGGAAGCUUUGUGGUCGCACACAGUUCACGUGUAUAUAUGGAGAAAACUUAAACUUAAACAUCAGCCGACAAAAAAACACUUUAUUUGUAAAAAGUUGUAAAAAUGAAACGAGUUCUGUGUAUUAAGAGAAAUGUAGAUUUAGAUGAAAUUCUGUGGGAUUCAUACAUAUUUAAUUCAAUAUUCAAAUCAAACGAACAGGAAAUGAGUCGGUUGGUGUUGAUUUUUCAGAAUAUUUGGAAGUAAAUGUGAAAAUGUUUGAGGUGUGAAAAUAAAGUGGAAGCAGAGUGAAAUCACCUCUGCCCUCGUUCACGAACUCUGACGAGUGUUUUUCUUCUUCAUGUGGAAUAAAAUCUGCUGCUUGUUCAGUGUCGGUUCGUCAAAGUACAAGUUGCUUCAUAUAAUAUAUAUAUCGAUAAGUAAUCGAUAAUAAAUGUACGUGCAUGUAAAGCAUGCGCUGCCACAGUUUGUUUAGCUUUGUGAGAAUAUACAUUCACAGGUUUUAUGUCACGGAUCAUCAUCUUGUUACUUUCAGGAUUUUUAAAUCAAAACUAAAUGUUUGCUCGCUUCGUCUUUGUGAUGAACUGGUCACCUGUCCAGGUGCAGCCAGCCUCUCGACCACUAUCAGCCGAGAUCAGACCGGCCUCCACGUGACCCUGAAAGAUGAACAUUAAUUGAUGAUGGGUGGAUGUUUAUGAUUGGUGUUUUUAGUUUUACUAACACUGUCAGCUUACUUUCUGAUCAAUAAUCAGUUUUGCUGGAUUUUGUGUCAAAUUGUAAUUCCAGAUUAUUUUUGCAUUAUUCGAUUUUUUAUUAUAGUAAAUAUAUUUAUUAUCAUAGCUAGUUAUAUUCAUUUUUUCUGUUUUGUUUUAAAUAAUCUUUAUUAUUUUCU
Messenger RNA from Chelmon rostratus (copperband butterflyfish), 2713 nucleotides. It is a transcript of the gene slc25a46, whose product is annotated as solute carrier family 25 member 46. NCBI's taxonomy places the organism in Eukaryota, Metazoa, Chordata, Actinopteri, Chaetodontiformes, Chaetodontidae. The transcript is spliced from 8 exons. Gene Ontology annotation, biological process: axon development; mitochondrial membrane fission; mitochondrial fission. Gene Ontology annotation, cellular component: mitochondrial outer membrane. The record is from RefSeq and is a predicted model, not a curated record. The coding region runs from base 200 to 1462 and encodes 420 amino acids.